UGUUUGAUGUUUAUGACAUUUAUACCAAUUUUUAGUCUCAAUACGAUUGAAAAGAUAAUUACGUAAGGAAAAACGAAAAAAAGACUAAAAUGUCUUUUUUAUUAAAACGCACCCUUGGUGCAGGAAAAAACCUAGGACGUGCUGUUCUAACCAGUAACCAAUACACCGGCCUACAGCGAGUGGCUACAAAAACAGAUGUAGCCACACCACAGGCAGAGACUAGACCUACUGUGGCAAAAUUAGAUCCUUUACAAAAGUCUCAACUAAUUGAUUUUGGCAAGUAUAUCGCAGAAUGUAUGCCGAAAUACGUGCAAAAAGUGCAGAUUACGGCUGGAAACGAAUUGGAAGUUCUUAUUCCACCCGAUGGUGUUAUUCCAAUUCUUCAAUUUUUGAAGGAUCACCACAAUGCGCAGUUUGCAAGUCUUGUUGAUAUUGGUGGUAUGGAUGUUCCCAAUCGACCUUAUAGGUUUGAAGUUAUAUACAACCUAUUAUCAUUGCGUUACAAUGCCAGAAUUAGAGUGAAAACAUAUACUGAUGAAUUGACGCCAAUUGACUCUGCUUGCGAAGUCUUUAAAGCUGCAAAUUGGUAUGAAAGGGAAAUUUGGGAUAUGUUUGGUGUCUUCUUUGCAAACCACCCAGACUUGAGGAGGAUUUUGACUGACUAUGGCUUUGAAGGCCAUCCAUUUAGAAAGGACUUCCCUCUCAGUGGUUAUGUGGAGCUGCGCUAUGAUGACGAACAGAAGAGGGUUGUAGUUGAACCUUUGGAAUUAGCUCAGGAGUUCAGACGGUUUGAGUUGAGUGCCCCUUGGGAACAAUUCCCUAAUUUCCGUGGCAAUCCUGUUGCUGAGGAAGUAGUAAAUCAAUCUGGAGAUCAACAAAAAAAAGAAUAGUUUUGUAUAAUCAGAAAAUAAAUGUUAUUAAAAAUUUAAUAAUGUAAUUUGUCUUUCAAAUGUAACAACAAUGUGUAGACCUAUAAGGAUGUGAAGCUACAUAAAUCUUAUCAACUUUUAAAAAUGAUCUUUAUUUAAAAAAAGAGAAGUUGAUCAGCUACUAUGAGUGAAAUAAAAAAAAGUGAUAAAUAUGUUUUUUAUUUAACAAACUAUAUUAUUACUAUUUUUUAAAAAUUGAAAUAAAAGAAUUAAGUAGUUAAAUUUUAAUGUAAUUACAAUUAUUAACAUAAAUAAAGCAACUAGAAUAAUGCA
Nymphalis io (European peacock) is the source of this 1202-nucleotide messenger RNA. It is a transcript of the gene ND-30, whose product is annotated as NADH dehydrogenase [ubiquinone] iron-sulfur protein 3, mitochondrial. The record is from RefSeq and is a predicted model, not a curated record. NCBI's taxonomy places the organism in Eukaryota, Metazoa, Arthropoda, Insecta, Lepidoptera, Nymphalidae. The transcript has a single exon. Gene Ontology annotation, molecular function: NADH dehydrogenase (ubiquinone) activity. Bases 90 to 890 code for a protein of 266 amino acids.